UGCCAACGGCUGACACGCUUUUGCGGCAUGUUGACUGGCAUGAAAUUGUUCUCAUUGGUCGACCUAGUUCUUGCAGUAAUAUUACUGCCAAGUGUCACAUCUCACUUCUUCCUUGGCGGCACUAUGUCAUUUGAACCAGUGGAUUUUGAGCCUGGAGAUGAAUUUAUUCUUUCUGACAUACUGUGGAAGUUUCGCUUUAGGGCUGCCUGGAACAGAAGUGAUGAAUACAACUUUUGCAAUCAGUCUAUAAUAAGCAGUCAAGUUUUGUUGGGUGACAGUCACCCAGAGAAUGCCUUUUACUGUGAGGAUUGUGAAUAUGACUCCGAACUAGCGCUGGGAACUGCUCAGUACAUUUGCAGCAGUUAUAGCAAGGAGGAGGACUGGUCAGCAGGUGAAAAUGUCUUUUAUGUUAAUUUCUCAUCUUCUAAUCCUGUAAUAUAUCAUUACGAUUGCUGUUGGAUUUCUGGGUUGCUUACUUACGAUGAAGAUUAUGGUCUACUAUAUGAUCGUUACUACGCUCUUUUGGCUACAUUUGCCUCAAUGAGUGCUUUUAGGCCAGACACUGGAACAGUUAAUGCAUCUCCAGUUUCUGCAGUUAUUCCACUGAUGAGGCUGAGAACCGGCUGUGAGUACUCAAUUCGAAUACACAUUGAAGAUCCAGAUGGAGAUCUCACACGAUGCCGACUGGCAGAAGAGUCAGAGUGUGAAGAUGGUUGUGUGGGAAAAUAUGGGUUGAACUUUACAUUGCUACAACAGUCUCCUUGUGUUAUAAACUUCCAGCCAUUGGAAGCUAUUCAAGGACUACAUCCUGUCAGUCUCAUGAUAGGAGACUUUGGAAGUGACGAUCAGUUAUUGUCAUAUGUGUCUCUUGCAUUUGUUGUUGAUGUUGUUCAUGGAGUUGGCAGUCACUGCACAGCAUAUGUGGCAUUUGAGAAGUCAACGGUAGCAGAUGGAACUUGCAUUGGUAUUGAACCAAAUGCAACAUUUGAGACUACCAUAUAUGUCAAAGAAGAGCCCUGCAGCUCGGUUAUUGAUAUUGUUCUGAGUGCUCCAGUUGGUGUAAACAGGUCAGAUAUCAUUGGACAAUCUCCUCACAAAGAAAUGACAAUUAUGUGGAAGCCAGAGCCUUAUCAAUAUGGAUACAAUCUCCUUUGCUUUCAGGCAUCAGAUGAUUAUGCAAUGUAUACUGAGCAACGUUGCAUUACUCUAGUAGCAGGAGCUGCUGCAUUUGAAACUGUUCCACAAUCAGCAUCAUUUAAUGGUUCAGAUGCAGUUCCAUUGAGCACUGCUUCAUUUACAAUUGAAUUUGAUAAUGAUGUGUUUCUUCCGUCUGUGUCUCGAAACAUAACAAUGUCUAAGACACAUCUGUCUGAUGUUCUACUUGACAGUCUCGAAGUUCUAGUUGCAUUUGACACUUCAGUGUCUGAACUAGUCAAUACAACAGGCAGGGUCUUGACGUUUGUUCUACCCGUUGGAAUUCAAUUGGAACAGUCAACAUAUUAUUCAAUAGAAAUUGGAUUUGGAGCUGUUGUUAGCAAACGACCUUGUUCUGGUGGUGGUGUUCCUUUUCCUGGGCUAGAUAACUGGAAAUUCAAAACUAGUAUUUAAUCUAUUGUUUUUCCCACGCAAAUGAGCUGUUAAUUGCUUUUACUUUACUUCUGACUGAUUACACAAAGUAAAUUUAAUAUUGUAAUCCACUGUCUGUAGACUUCUGCCUUCGUCGCAGUUGCACAAUUUGAAUAGAAUAUAUUAGAGCUUCA
Molecule: messenger RNA, 1760 nt
Organism: Corticium candelabrum
Lineage: Eukaryota; Metazoa; Porifera; Homoscleromorpha; Homosclerophorida; Plakinidae
Exons: 8
Coding region: 28-1608 (526 amino acids)
Source: RefSeq, a predicted model, not a curated record